UUUGGAUCGGAUCAGUACAGAGCGGCAAAGGUUCAUGUGAAAACGUCUUAUUGGAGUCAAGAAGGAAUUUCUUAUUUUACUCUAAUUUCUAACAGUGUCUGGUCCAUUAAGUGAUCUCUAAAACAUUUUGUGAUUUUUUUGGUGUUAGAAGCUAAAUUCUAAGUGAUCUGCGAAUGGUUUUAGUCGUUUUAGUGCGUUUGAAGGCAACAAAGAAAAUUCUUCACUGCUACAGAAUUUUUUGAAUGGAUCUUCUGGUGUUAUCUCAGCAACAUCCACUUGUACUAAAGUGUUCAGUGGACUCUGGAAAGCGUCAGCAUUUCGUGAUUUUCUCUCCAGAAUCACCAACAAAUCUUCCCAUUUUUCACAGUGAAAUGCUUCUUAAAGAAUCCUGAUACCUAAAAGUGACAAAACUUCUCUGAAUCUUUAACCGUUAAAGUGCUCUUGUAACUGACUCAAUAGUGAGAAAUUAAAUUUUGUGCUCAAAAAACGAAGAGUUGCAUCGAAUGUGGUGCAAUUUAAUUAGGUAGUUUUGCGGUUUCUGUGAUUGUGUGUCUGUGAGGAUGGAAAAGGCAGCAGAGCUGGAGAAGAUGCGAGCCGCCCGAAAAGUCGCCCCAGACGGAGGAUGGGGCUGGGUGGCGACUUUCGGAGUCAGUCUCGUCAAUUUGGCCACAAGAUCAAUUGAACCUUCUUUUGGUCUACUAUUUGGUGAUCUUCUGAGGGAUCUAGAAGUAGGCACAACUGGAGCUGCCAUCAUUAUGAGUGCUCUCGAUGUCAUGAUGAACUUUUCCGGACUUUUCGUAGGACCUCUGCUUAAGGAGUUCUCCUACAGAAAAGUUGCGAUAGCAGGAUCUCUUCUCUGCACCCUGGGGCUUGCUCUAACAUCCCUCGCCUCCAGUAUGCCUCACAUUUUGGCCACAUAUAGUGUAAUAAAUGGAAUUGGCGUUGGUUUGGCAACAUCGGCAGCCUUUGUGGCCCUCAAUCAUUACUUCAAGAAGCGUCGAGGACAAGCUGUGGGUCUGUCAAUGGCCGGCACUGCCCUCGGGAUGCUGAUAAUGCCUCAGCUAGUGAGAAUUCUCUUGGAAACAUUUGGGUUCCGAGGAGCUGUGUUACUUCUGAGUGGCCUAGCACUUCAUUCAGUGGUCGGAGCAACAUUGCUACAGCCAGCAAAGUGGCAUCUUAAGGAGGAAGAGGUGGACAUUGAGAUGGUACCCCUUCCCGAGGCUGUUAAACCUAUUCAGCCCAUUCAGGAGGACGACGAGGAUGAGAUGCCAGAGAUUACGACUCUCCUGUACGACAACAAGCGUUUUCCAGCGCAAGAUGUUGGAGUUGGAGAGGAGCGAGUGAGGAAGCAUAGUCGGCUAGGAGUAGUUAAUGGGAUGAAGAAGAACUUCUCAGAACUGGCCAUGAGCACAACAUUGGGCACUGGAAAUGGCAUGGUGAAGAGACCUACUUUUCCCAGGAUCAUGUCCAAUGCGGAGAUGAAUAUGGAGAUACGCAAGAGGAAGGAAUCUGUGAUCAGCAAUCUCUCCCACCUCGAUUUUUCAGGAAGCUACCUUCAAAUCCAUGUCAAUACCGGUGAUGAUGACAACGAAGACAUUGACUAUGAAGUGAUCAGACGAGUGAAGACACAUGCAGGAAUGUCCUCAUUUAAUUCAUUCACAAAGCCUACAAAAGUGGGCUCUAUUAAUACAAUCCAAUCAGAGAUUGGACUGCAAAUGCUUAAGCCAAAGAAGCAGAGUUUCUGGAAGAGAUUCAGUUCCAUCAUGGACCUGGACAUCCUUCGCGAUCGCAUCUAUCUCAACAUUCUGUUCGGUCUGUCGAUCUUCUAUGUCGCUGAGAUGAACUUCAAAAUGGUCACGCCCUUCUUUCUGGCCAAUCUCGGCUACCCAAAGGCCGACGUAGCCUUCUGCUUAUCCAUCACAGCGAUCACAGACAUCCUGGCUCGUGUGAUCUUGCCACCAAUCUGUGAUCGUCUUGUGAUACCCAAGAGGCAUGUCUUCAUGGUGGCUAUCUUCUUUGUUGGCAUCACUCGAUCCAUCAUCGCAGAACAAACUGGCUGGACUCAAUUGAUCGUCUGGCUGUCGAUAUCGGGCUUCUUUCGAGGAGCAGCUCUCAGCAACUUCACCCUCACCGUCUCAGAGUACUGCACCCUAGAAAAACUGCCUGCAGCCUUUGGUUGGCACAUGGUAGGCAAGGCGAUCUUUGUGGUGGCCUUAGGACCUCUAAUCGGUGUCAUUCGUGACAUUACGGGCAGCUAUCCGAUCUGCAUACAUGCUCAAACCUUCUGCAUUAUGAUGUGUUGUACAGCAUGGACGAUAGAGCUCAUUUGGAAGUAUUUCAGCCAGAAAAUGGCAACGGUGCCAGAGAAGUAGUUUCCAGGCACUAUAGGCUCUCUCAAGUACUUAGAAUGAGGAGGAGAAUAGAAUCCCAUCAUUUCGCACACACCACGCGACAUUCUUGUAUUUAUUAGGAUUUUUAAGAGAGAAUGUAUUUAAAUAUAAUAGUAAUACCCAGGAAAAA
This is a messenger RNA of Phlebotomus papatasi, 2520 nucleotides long. RefSeq lists its product as uncharacterized. The record is from RefSeq and is a predicted model, not a curated record. Gene Ontology annotation, molecular function: monocarboxylic acid transmembrane transporter activity. Lineage: Eukaryota; Metazoa; Arthropoda; Insecta; Diptera; Psychodidae. Bases 561 to 2372 code for a protein of 603 amino acids. Gene Ontology annotation, biological process: transmembrane transport; monocarboxylic acid transport. The transcript is spliced from 6 exons.